UUGAGGACACGGCGGUGUGGAGAGGACAACACUGAACAACCACCACUAAUCACCACACAUCGUCUCUCACCCGGCCAUGGUCGGAGGAAACGACAACAGCGCUUGUUAUUCUCUACUGGGAGCUAAACUUUUAAAUUCUUAAAAAAGAAGGUACUAGAUAGCUAGCCAUGCUGCCGAACGUCACAUUCCGCGGAUAUAAGCGACAUUGAAGGGGAGAAAAAGUAGUCCCACCACACCGAAACCACAAAGAAGCAGCCGGCAGUCUUUUCUUUUUAUUUUUUUCUUCACGCUCGGAGGGAAAGACGGCAUCCGGCCCGAGAAGAAGCUCCGAGGUCGGGGACUCCGGUCGGAGCAACGUUCGUCGUUUCUGGCCUCCCCUUCCUGAGAGCUCCAUGGAGAAGAUGAAGAAGUUCAAGCGGCGUCUCUCUCAGACGCUACGAGGCAGCCACACCAUCGACGAGUCACUGUCUGAGCUGGCGGAACAGAUGACCAUCGAGGAGAACGGCCUGAAGGACAGCGAGCCGAUAGUGAGGAAUGGUCGCCCCCCAUCAGCCCACAGUGUCCACUCCUUCCUGCACCAGUACACGGGCUCCUUCAAAAAGCCGCCGCUGCGGCCGCCGCAGAGCGUCAUCGGGGGAGGCCUGGGCUCCCUCAUGGUCAUGCCACGCAACGGCAGUCGCCUCGAUAUCGUCCAUGAGAACCUGAAGAUGGGGUCGGACGGGGAGAGUGACCAGGCAUCGGGGACGUCCUCAGACGAGGUGCAGUCGCCCACGGGCGUUUGUCUGCGGAACCGAGGGAACAGACGCAUCUCUGCAGAGGACCUGAACAAACGUCUGUCCCUACCGGCGGACAUCCGGAUACCUGAUGGUUACCUGGAGAAAAUGCAGCUGAGCAGCCCUCCCUUCGACCAGCCGCUGAGCCGACGUUCCCGCAGAGCAUCGCUGUCAGAAAUCGGAUUUGGGAAGCUGGAGACCUACAUCAAACUGGACAAACUGGGGGAGGGCACAUACGCCACGGUCUUCAAGGGGAGAAGUAAGCUGACCGACAACCUAGUGGCGCUGAAGGAGAUCAGACUGGAGCACGAGGAGGGGGCUCCAUGCACGGCCAUCAGAGAAGUGUCGCUACUGAAGGACCUGAAACAUGCAAACAUUGUGACGCUGCACGACAUCAUCCACACGGAAAAGUCGCUCACGCUGGUCUUCGAGUAUCUGGACAAAGACCUCAAGCAGUACAUGGACGACUGCGGGAACAUACUGAGCAUGCACAACGUCAAGAUUUUCCUGUACCAGAUCCUGCGAGGAUUGGCAUACUGUCACAGGCGGAAAGUUCUCCACAGAGACCUGAAGCCGCAGAAUCUGCUCAUCAACGACCGAGGAGAACUCAAACUAGCCGACUUUGGCCUAGCGAGAGCCAAAUCUGUCCCCACCAAAACCUACUCUAACGAGGUGGUCACUCUUUGGUAUCGGCCUCCCGAUGUGCUGCUGGGCUCCUCUGAGUACUCCACUCAGAUAGACAUGUGGGGUGUGGGCUGCAUAUUCUAUGAGAUGGCCGCCGGCAGGCCUCUGUUCCCCGGCUCAACGGUGGAGGACGAGCUCCAUCUCAUCUUCAGGCUGCUCGGCACUCCCUCUGAAGACAGCUGGCCCGGAAUAUCCUCCAUGGACGAGUUCAAGUCCUACAAGUUCCCCAAGUACAAGGCUCAGCCGCUCAUAAACCACGCCCCCAGGUUGGACACUGAUGGCAUCGACCUGCUGAUGUCAUUCCUAAAAUACGAGUCGAAGAAGAGAAUCUCUGCAGAUGAAGCAAUGAGGCAGCCGUACUUCAGGAGCCUGGGGCCACGUGUGCACACGCUGCCAGAAAGCAUAUCCAUAUUCACACUGAAGGAGGUCCAGCUGCAGAGAGAUCCCGGCUACCGGAACUCCUCAUACCCCGAGCCAGGCAAUGGAAAGAACAGAAGACAAAGCAUGCUGUUUUAGAUUCUCUGGACUGUUUUGUUAUUUGAGAAGUGUCUCCAAGCUGUACAGCCUCGCCGAUGGAUCAGUGACAAGGAAUGGAUGUUGGCCUGGAGUCUCUUCAUCAUCGCUCCCCCCAAAAGCUACUGGUGAAACUGGUCCACAGUGCCACAAAGUUCCUCCCCGGCCCGGCCCCAAAGAGACAUUUAUAUACUGUACAUCUAUAUUUAUUAAGAGAAUUUGCUGCUAAAUCCAACUACUGUCUAGAAUUCUAACUGACUCAGUCACUUUAACGAGGAGUACAUGCAAUGUGUAUAGAUUGUUCAUUUCUUUCUUUUUCUUUUUGAAGUGGCGGUAUUUUAAGAGCUGUUUCCAUUUUCAUACAUAAAAAGAGAAACCUCCCCAGAGAGUGUGGGUGUGUGAGGACAAGCAGAGGGACGUUUCUGUAGCAACUCAAAAGGCUUUGAUUUCUCCGACGGUGCUCUUCAGCAGCACCAAUCAUGUGUGACUUUUUACUCCGCAGGUUUUUGAGGCUAGCUUUAAUAUAACUGAUAAUGUCAUCCUAGCUCGGGGCUAAUAUGUUGAGCUACGGACACAAAAGAUCAAAUUCUUGUUGGAUGUUGGCACAUCCUUCCAGGAUGCUGCCGCCCCCUGGAAAAGGGGGGAAAAAAAGCAACGUAGACUCGAAUACAAAGGCAUUACAGGAUUAGUUGCGCCUCCUGAAUUCCUCAGAAAACUUAACAUAAUUAUCUACCUACAGUAAACUAUCGUGUCUGCCCCUCCAGUCUGUUACAGAGGUGGUGCAGAGGGAACGUUCAGUGUAGGAAUGUGCUGCAUCACAGACGCGUUCUCCUGACAUUCCCGUCUCCACCAGCUGUAAAAGGAUCCCUUUCUGUUCUCUGGUUGUGAUGCAUGUCCGCUCUGUUGUGUGAGGGAAGCUCACAGCAACCCAACUCCCAACGCGAGGAAGAGGAGGAGGAGGAGGAGGAGGAGGAGCUCCUUGGGAAUGCCAUGCUCGGUCUGUCUAUUUAACAGUGUUACAUGAGACGUUUUGUAAGAUAUUCUUUGACUUCAUUUGUUGAUAAUUGUUGUUGGCGUGGGAUUCCCUUGCAGGCGCCCUCCCAUGUGAGCUUUUUCAGAACAGAAGUACAGAAAAUUAAAUCUAAAGUUUAAAGCAAAGCCACGUGAACUUUUGUCUUCUUUGCCACAGAAUGUUUUUGUUAGCGGCCGUUUGUACUCUAGCAUUAGAUGCUUAGUUGUUACUGGUACAACCGGUCCAUAGUGCCACAAAGCUCCUCCCCCGGUCCGGCCCCAAAGAGACAUUUAUAUACAUCUAUAUUUAUAGGCAUCUCCCAGGUGCUCUCCGCUCCACCUGUCAUUUGUGUCCGUGUACUGUGACGGUUUUCGAGGCCGGCUUUGCUGUAACUUUCCUUUUAUCCUCGCUGGGGGGUAAUAUCAUAAUCAGAUCCUAGUCAUCACACAUCAUUGAGCACGGAGGCGCUCUAUUGGUGUUACAAGACGUUUUGUAUGAUAUUCUUUAACUGGUUGAAAGGUAUAGGGAAUGCCCUCCCGUGUGAGCCCCUCCCACCCAGAGUAAAGAAAGUGACAUCUAAAGUACACGACUUUGUUUGUCUUGUUCGACUCUUAAAAUGUUUGUUUGUUAUUGUGAAGUCUUUAAUUUAAAGGCAAGCAUUCAAUGCUUUGUUUAUUGAAAAUGACAAGACAUUUUUCACAAUACAAAAUGAUACAGAAUACAAACCGUAUACCAAGUCCAGUAUAAAAAAAGGAACUUUACAAGUGUUAAAUGUUUUCAUUAAUUUGAAAUCUCGUCUUCAUUAAAAGAAAUAUAGGACAACAAGGCACAGCCGGUACUAUCUGAGAAGCAUAGUGCAUACAACACUCCACAUGUCAAACAACUGGUUUCACAAUGUGAAGAACACUCAGGGGGGAAAAAAAGAUUACUUUUUUUUUUUUUUUCAACAAGAUAAAAAACAAGCUAGCCCUUUUUGCAGCUGGCUGCACGUCACUACUGUCCAUGUGCUGUACUUCAUCACAGAGAGCCAGACGUCUCUCAGACGCCGCGGCGUAUGGCUUUUACCAGGUGGGCUCAACCGCCCUGGAAUCCGAAGCAACUCAAGUGCAAAAAAAAACCCACAAAAAGUGA
This is a messenger RNA of Pungitius pungitius (ninespine stickleback), 4113 nucleotides long. RefSeq names its product cyclin-dependent kinase 17-like. The transcript is spliced from 17 exons. Gene Ontology annotation, cellular component: nucleus; cytoplasm. Gene Ontology annotation, molecular function: cyclin-dependent protein serine/threonine kinase activity; ATP binding. The record is from RefSeq and is a predicted model, not a curated record. Lineage: Eukaryota; Metazoa; Chordata; Actinopteri; Perciformes; Gasterosteidae. Bases 393 to 1973 code for a protein of 526 amino acids. Gene Ontology annotation, biological process: protein phosphorylation.